GUGGUGAUGGUGGUGGUGGUGAUUGUGGUGCCUCUGGUGCUGGCAGCCCUGGGGGCGUCCGGGCUGGUUGUCGCUACACCUGUAACUCUAACCGGCGCGCAACCCACAGUCCACAGCAACCUUCAAUGUCGGGCAAUCGGACUCGGACUCGUCGGAGUGGAAUUGGUUGUGAUGCCGGUGAUGCCCCUGACGCGAGUACAGACGGUUAUCGAUCGUAAAGCCAAGAGAUCUUUGAGUGACGGAGAAGGCUUGCGCUCUGGGGGUUGCAUAUGCCAAGGCUGGGACAGUCCGGCGACAGUGGACAGAACAGUGACAACGACGGGCUGGACAACGCCUGGAAGUUCGGCUGGAAGUUGAUGGGUGCUUGGCUUGCCAAGAGAUGUCGACGAAAGGGUGGACGAGGGUGGAGGUUCGGUUGAGGAGAAG
Messenger RNA from Neurospora tetraspora, 426 nucleotides. RefSeq lists its product as uncharacterized. The coding region runs from base 7 to 357 and encodes 116 amino acids. The record is from RefSeq and is a predicted model, not a curated record. Lineage: Eukaryota; Fungi; Ascomycota; Sordariomycetes; Sordariales; Sordariaceae. The transcript has a single exon.